Aphanomyces astaci is the source of this 2333-nucleotide messenger RNA. RefSeq lists its product as hypothetical. Gene Ontology annotation, molecular function: transmembrane transporter activity. Gene Ontology annotation, cellular component: membrane. The record is from RefSeq and is a predicted model, not a curated record. Lineage: Eukaryota; Oomycota; Saprolegniomycetes; Saprolegniales; Verrucalvaceae. Bases 50 to 2200 code for a protein of 716 amino acids. The transcript has 6 exons. Gene Ontology annotation, biological process: transmembrane transport.
GAAAACUCCAAAAGCGCGGGUUGAGCCGCAGAGUGAGUUCGACACCGUCAUGACGAUGAACAAGUCCGAAGUCGGCACUUCGUCAUCCCACCGGGUGCUGCUCCCUCCAUCGUCCGCGGAAGCGGCAGCCUCCAUGACGGCAUCCAAUGAUGUGCGACGACGUCCGCUCAGCAAGACCGCGCUUCGCAAGGAAGCGUCGUACGUGUUCAAGUAUCUCCUAUUCGCGCAGGUGACGGUGUACCUUGAAACCGGAACGAUCCCGUGCUUGUUGGACUCGUUUGCCGUCGUGUUCAACAUGAAUGCGCGGGAGCAAGGGUGGCUCGGCAGCGUCGUGUAUAUCUCCCUGUGCGCGGCAUCCCCGCUCAGCGCCAUCGCGUACAAGCACGUGGACGCCAAGUACGUGCUCGGGAUCUCGCUCGUGCUCAACAACCUAUGCGUGCUCGGGUUUGCCAUGACGCCGACGGGGUACGACAACAGCUCAAUCGUGCUCAUCACGAUGCGCGCGUUGAUCGGGUUCACACAGUCGUUCUUGUGUGUGUACACGCCGCUGUGGGUCGACGCGUUCAGUCCGCGGGGGAGUGUCGCUGGAUGGAUGAGCUACCUCCAAGGAAGCGUGCCGCUAGGGGUCAUGUUCGGGUACCUUUUUGGCUCCGUGAGCAACUGGCUAAGCACGGACAUGUGCUUCUUCCAGUGCUGGCGGUGGCCAUUCCUCCUCCAGUUUGUGCUCGUGGUACCCCUCAUGAUUGGCGUGUUCUUUGUGCCGACGGAGCACCUCAACAUCAUCAUGUCCACGCGUAAGAAGCAGCCCCUACCCAUCCCCGACAAGGCGCUUCCACGGCCGCCUUCCUUCAACACCACCACCCAUGACGUGGCAGAGCGACAGCACACCCACCCCGUCAUGCUCGAGGAGAUGGUGCUUCCCCGGCGGUCCACGUCCUACUCCAACUUGUCCUUUCGCAGCAAUGCCGAGUUGAACCCAGCGCAGUUUACUGCCAUUCGAGCGUCAUACACGACCCCUCGGUUCCGCAUGGACUCGUACGAUAUUGACUUCGUCGACGACCCCGAGCUGGUCUCCAGUAGUUCUCACCAUCACAAUCCUCCUCACCAUGUUCCGAAUGCCCCCAUGUCCCUGCCAACCUACGGCACAACAUCGAACACUUUGAUGGAGCCUGUGACCACCCCUAGCUCCUCCCUUCCGCACUCGGCUCCACCGGAGAUCCCCCCGCCCCCGCCACCGUUCAAAUCGGCGCCAUCUCUGCAUGAAACUACAUUGCCUUCUUCCUUAACGCAAGCCGGGGUAGUGCGGCCGCCAACAACUGUGCCCGUGCUUCGGACGACAUCAUCGCGCCGAUCCUUUCGCGGGUAUCGCGCGUGUUCCAGCCGCGUGAUCAUGGACGAAUUCGAUGAAGAUGAACAAGAAGAAGAUGAUAUAGAUGUGGACAUGGGGUUCUUCCACAGCUUACGGGUGCUGCUCCUUCGGCCGCUCUUUACUCUGAUCGUACUCGGCCUCAGCGCCAUCUACUUCGUCGUGACCGGCGUCCAGUUCUGGUCCACCAUAUACCUCCAGCGCAACUUCAACGCAUCUGUGGUGAUUGUCAACGGGCUUUUUGUUGUCGUCGCUGGCACUGGUCCGAUCUGGGGCGUGUUCUUUGGAGGCGCACUCAUCGACCGCGCGGGCGGGUACAUGGGGCUCCACCAACGCGCAAAAGCGCUGGGUAUUUGCGUGUGCCUGGGGUUUGUGGCGUUUUCCCUGGGAAUAGUGACCACAUUCCUCCCAAAUCUGUAUCUAACUGCCGCCAGCUUGUGGCUGGUUUUGUUCUUUGGCGGGUCCAUCCUUCCAUCCUGCACGGGGAUUUUUAUCAGCGCCACGCCAGUCCAUCUGCGGUCGCUCGCGUCCUCCGUGUCAGUUAUGGUGUUUAACCUGCUCGGGUACGCGUUGGCACCGGCGUUGACAGGGUCGUUCAUGGAACUGAUCCACAACAACCAGGAUGACCCCCAUAGUUAUUGGUAUGAGUGCGAUGAAGCGUGUAUGUAUCGCGUGGGCUUUCGCUGCUGCCUCGCGUGGAGUGUAUGGUCUUUGCUGGCCAUGUUAGCGGCGUACAUUGUGGCCAAGCGGCAAGCGGCGGCGGCUAUUCGGACUGGGGAACCCCCGCAGCAUCACAUACAACGACCUGUGAAGGCGGCUAUGAUCAUGCACUAAUCAUACGUAGUAGGAGUUAGUCUCUAGUUAGACGAGUUUUGCUUUGACGAGAGAUUAUUGAAUAGGUAAAGAUAGAAAAGUACAAAGAUCAUGAUAAAGAUGCCCAACUACACCACGUAGAUACUAGUACUAC